This is a messenger RNA of Stylophora pistillata, 2062 nucleotides long. RefSeq names its product protein HEG homolog 1. Gene Ontology annotation, biological process: Notch signaling pathway. Lineage: Eukaryota; Metazoa; Cnidaria; Anthozoa; Scleractinia; Pocilloporidae. The record is from RefSeq and is a predicted model, not a curated record. Gene Ontology annotation, molecular function: calcium ion binding; Notch binding.
AAUCCAUGUUCUAGUGAUCCCUGUGUCCAUGGUGCAACCUGUUUUAGUGGAUUUACAGACAAGAGAUACGUUUGCCUGUGUCAAGCUGGUUACGCGGGAGAAAAUUGCGAAAAAGCGCUUCCAAAAUCUUGCAGCGACUUAAAGAAGCUCGAUCCUAAUACAAAAAUUGGACCAUGCCUAAUUGAUCCCGAUGGCGAUGGAGGUCUGUCGGCAUUAAAUGUCACCUGUGACAUGAGUGACAAGGACGGUGUUGGCGUGACCGUAAUAAGUCACGACAGCGAGAACAGGACACUGGUGGACGGAUACGAAGAAACGGGAUCAUAUUCACGUGACAUACAUUACAAAGGAGCAAACAUUUCUCAGCUGGUGAACCUCAUCGACAUUUCCCAACACUGUGAGCAGUUCAUAAAGUACGAGUGCCUCGGUUCUAAUUUGAAAGAUGGCUUUUGGGUCUCACGUGAUUCUGUGGCAAUGACCUACUGGAGUGGUGCAACACCUGAAAGUCAUAUGUGUGGAUGCGGAAUUACCAACACAUGUCCACAACCAGGUAACCCAGCAGACUACUCAGUGCACUGUAACUGUCAUAUGAAUGACAAUGUAUGGCGUGAAGAUAGUGGUGUCCUUACUAACAGGACUCAUCUGCCGGUUAAACAGCUGAAGUUUGGAGAUACAGGUGUUAGCCAUUUAGGGGACGAUCUACACGGGAAUAACGAGAAGGGCUACCAUACCUUGGGAAAAUUCAAGUGUUACGGAAUCGCCUAAUUGUUCAAUUAAUGUUGUUCUUUCCGUAAACAAUACUGUGAUUUUUGACAUGUGUCUAAUGAAUGUGAGAUCGAUCGAUUCAAUUACUUAAUCGUUCAUUUAGUUUGAAAAGAUGUGAUCCAUGGGCCCGCCAUAAUGUAAUUUGGUAAGCUGGAAACUCAUUUAACCCUUUUAUGUGAAGACAAUGUAAACUUCCAGAAGAGGUGAUUAGUGACAAACGCAGUAAUAAUAAGUUAUUUUGGGCAGUAUUGAAAGCAUCGAAACUUUUCGCUAGUAUUGAUAUUCUCCGAUCAGACCUCUGUACCGCCAGUAUCGGAUAUUUGGUAUCAGUAUUGACCUAUCCUUAUAUUAUUUAACGGUAGUCAAUCAUGCAUGUGCAAAACAAAUAGAUUCAAUGUUGCCUGGUGUGCUGUGCCUGGUCAGUAAUAGAUAGUAGAAUGAUAAUACAAGCCGCAACCGCCGAGAGUGUCACUUAAAUUUUGAAUUACUAUUCAGCUGAGGAGCUUUUUAUCGGGGGGACUUUUUCUAAACUUUUUUAAAUGAUAAACUAGCGAGUAGCAUUGCACGAACUGAAAUUUAAAAAGACUUGAUUUAUUCUUUUAUGCGUUUCGUCUGACAAUAGCAGACUUCGUUUGGGGAUUUUUAUAAGUAGGGGAUCUAUUGUGUGAAGGAAGCAGGAAGUAAGAUAAGUUUUAAUAUUAGUCAAACAUUCGCUUAACAAAUAGAUUUCAUGUUGCCGUGCUUCUAUUCGGCAAUAGAUCACGGAAUGACGGUGGCGUAUGAGGCACACGAGAAACAGCCGAGAGUGUCGCUUAAAUUUCUGUUAAAUGUUCAUUCAGCUUGUGAAUGUUACAUCGGGGAUGAUACAAUUUUGUGUAUGGAUAACAGUAUUAUUUAUUACAGCAUUCACAAUUCCCUAGAGUUUGAUUACUGGAUAAACUGCCUUAUUUUUCACUAACAAUACCAUAAAGUUGUAACUGGAUAGUGUAAUCGUCUAGAAUCGUAGAGUUACAUCGACCAAUUACAUUGAGCAAACUUACGUGAAGCUACUAUUAACAGAGUCUGACUUGAUUACAGUAACCAUAGUAAUGGCUUACCAUCCCAAGCCCAAUUAUAGGAAGCUGUGUCUAGAGCUUUUCGGAGUCUGUUUAUCUGCGGGUUAAAUGUUUAAAGAUUGGAAUUACAAGCCCUACUUUCAAAGAAUAAAUUUUGACAGGACUACGUGUCGUCAAACUCGGUCAGUGAUCAUUUCCAUGUUUGACAAAUCGGACUCUUGCCUCGCGGUCCUCCGAUUUGGUUU